CAAGUUGAAUCUGGAACAGAUUGGACUCGACUCAACGAUAAAUAACUUUUUUGAGCAAAUUAUUUUUUAUAUGCCACGAAUUAAAUAAAACAGCAGAGAAAUAAACGGGGGGACUCUCUCAAGAAAACCACAACAGAUUUCAGAUCCUCCUUCCAAGCUCUGCAGAAAGAAAGUGGAAAGCAACGAUGGGGCUGACAUUUACAAAGCUCUUUAGCCGGCUUUUUGCCAAGAAAGAGAUGCGUAUUUUAAUGGUGGGUCUUGAUGCAGCUGGUAAAACCACCAUUUUGUACAAGCUCAAGCUCGGCGAAAUCGUCACCACAAUCCCCACCAUUGGAUUCAAUGUUGAGACUGUGGAAUACAAGAACAUCAGCUUCACUGUUUGGGAUGUUGGUGGUCAGGACAAGAUUCGUCCUUUAUGGAGGCACUAUUUCCAGAAUACUCAGGGUCUCAUUUUCGUGGUGGAUAGCAACGACAGGGACCGUGUUGUUGAGGCAAGAGAUGAGUUGCACAGGAUGUUGAAUGAGGAUGAACUGAGAGAUGCUGUUUUGCUUGUAUUUGCCAACAAGCAAGAUCUUCCCAAUGCAAUGAAUGCUGCCGAAAUAACUGAUAAGCUUGGUCUUCAUUCUCUCCGUCAGCGCCACUGGUAUAUCCAGAGUACGUGUGCAACUUCUGGGGAAGGCCUCUAUGAGGGCCUUGAUUGGCUUUCCAGCAACAUUGCUAGUAAGGCAAGAUCAUGGAAAAACCUGAAAGAAAUUGAACAUUGCCUGCAUGAGAAAGGAUCAGUGUAUUGGUUGUUAGUUAGACUUGUUGAAACUCUGGCAACUCUUGAAGAGGAUAUAGCUUCCUGUUUAUCCAGCAACAAGGUCAAUUUCGUCAAAAUGAAUUCUAAACUUACAAAGGCAGUGUGGCUUGCCUUCCUAAUCCUCUAUUCACUCUAUCACUCCAAACACAGGAAGAAAAGAAAGCAAAUCAAAGAAGAAGAAAAAUGGCUUCUUCCACUCUCCGUUUACGCUCCACCCACUUCCUCUUAUCCUACGCACCCUCCCCUUUUCAAAACCCCUUCUCUCCAAUUCCCUCCCCGUUCCGCCACUCCUCCUAACCUCACCCACCGUUCCACCGCCCUCCGCCCUCUCAAUGCCACUGCCGCGCCCGAAAAAAUCGGAAAACUCGGCACCGAAAUCUCCAACCUAACCCUCGAGGAAGCCCGCACCCUUGUCGACUACCUUCAAGAGAAACUCGGCGUCUCCGCCGCCGCUUUCUCCCCGCAGCCGUUCAGUUGCCGCCCCGGUGGUGCCGAUGCCGGAGAGACUGUUGUCGAAGAGAAGACUGAGUUCGAUGUGGUGAUCGAGGAGGUUCCUAGCAAUGCCAGGAUUGCGGUGAUUAAAUCCGUUAGGGCUCUGACAAAUUUAGCUUUGAAAGAAGCGAAAGAGUUAAUUGAAGGUUUGCCCAAGAAGUUCAAAGAAGGAGUUUCGAAGGAGGAAGCCGAUGAUGCCAAGAAACAACUUGAAGAAGCUGGAGCUAAAAUUCGUCCUUUAUGGAGGCACUAUUUCCAGAAUACUCAGGGUCUCAUUUUCGUGGUGGAUAGCAACGACAGGGACCGUGUUGUUGAGGCAAGAGAUGAGUUGCACAGGAUGUUGAAUGAGGAUGAACUGAGAGAUGCUGUUUUGCUUGUAUUUGCCAACAAGCAAGAUCUUCCCAAUGCAAUGAAUGCUGCCGAAAUAACUGAUAAGCUUGGUCUUCAUUCUCUCCGUCAGCGCCACUGGUAUAUCCAGAGUACGUGUGCAACUUCUGGGGAAGGCCUCUAUGAGGGCCUUGAUUGGCUUUCCAGCAACAUUGCUAGUAAGGCAUGAGAAAGGAUCAGUGUAUUGGUUGUUAGUUAGACUUGUUGAAACUCUGGCAACUCUUGAAGAGGAUAUAGCUUCCUGUUUAUCCAGCAACGUUUGUAAUGACAGAAUAUUUAGCUUUGUUUAAUCUUUUUACUUGGAAUUUUCAUUUUCUUUAAUGUAUUUGUGUUAAAUA
Gossypium raimondii (Peruvian cotton) is the source of this 2019-nucleotide messenger RNA. RefSeq lists its product as uncharacterized. Gene Ontology annotation, molecular function: GTPase activity; GTP binding; structural constituent of ribosome. Bases 186 to 1850 code for a protein of 554 amino acids. The record is from RefSeq and is a predicted model, not a curated record. NCBI's taxonomy places the organism in Eukaryota, Viridiplantae, Streptophyta, Magnoliopsida, Malvales, Malvaceae. Gene Ontology annotation, biological process: vesicle-mediated transport; intracellular protein transport; translation. Gene Ontology annotation, cellular component: cytoplasm; ribosome. The transcript has 13 exons.